AUGCAAUCGUCGUCGUCGCCCACGCUCGCGACCGCUGCGCCGCUGAUCCCGGCCGGCGACUCGGCGACGCCCCGGCCGGCGAGCCCCGACAUCUCCAUCCAUGUCUCUGGAGACGCCGAGGACGGGAGCAGACCGCCCUUGGCAGGCCACUCAUCGGCACCUCCUGCCCAGACAUAUAAGAGCCCGUUGCGCCAGCACAAGCGUACCCCGUCCCAACACCGCGAGGUCAAGUACACCAACGAUGACUGGGAUGGGCACACGCACCAUCGGAUCAACCAGUAUACGAUCAAGCAGGAGAUUGGCAGAGGUUCCUACGGAGAUGUCCACUUGGCUACCGACCAGUACGGGAACGAAUAUGCUGUCAAAGAGUUCUCCAAGACUCGGCUACGGAGGCGCGCAAAGUCAAACAUCCUGCGGCAUGGCCCUCGCCGGCCCAUCCGCUUCCCCGAGGGCCACGGGCUGAAUGCGCCGCUCGCGGCCGUGAGCGAGCCCGACGAUGCGCUCUUUCUCAUCCGCGAGGAGAUCGCCAUCAUGAAGAAGCUCAACCACCCGAACCUCGUGCAGCUCAUCGAGGUCCUCGACGACCCCGACGAAGACUCGCUGUACAUGGUCCUGGAGAUGUGCAAGAAGGGCGUCAUCAUGAAGGUCGGCAUCGGCGAGACGGCCGAGCCCUACGAGGAGGAGCAGUGCAGAUACUGGUUCCGCGACCUGAUCCUCGGAAUAGAAUACUUGCACGCCCAGGGAGUCAUCCAUCGCGAUAUCAAGCCGGACAAUCUGCUCUUGACGGACGACGAUGUGCUCAAGAUAGUCGACUUCGGAGUGUCCGAGAUGUUCGAGAAGGAGGGCUCGAUGCGCACGGCCAAGUCAGCGGGCUCACCGGCCUUUCUGGCACCCGAGCUGUGCAUGUCUAGACACGGCGAUGUCUCCGGAAAGGCAGCGGAUAUCUGGUCGAUGGGCGUGUCGCUGUACUGCCUACGCUAUGGCCGCAUCCCCUUCGAGCACGAGGGCGUCUUGGAGAUGUACGAUGCGAUCAGGAACGAGGACGUCAAGAUGCCACCGGACGAGGACGCAGAUUUUGCCGAUCUGAUGCACAAGCUCCUGGAGAAGAACCCCGACAAACGGAUCACAAUGGCGGAGCUUAGAGAGCACCCCUGGGUCACGAGAAGAGGCAGCGACCCGCUGCUGAGCGCCGAACAGAACUGUGACGACUUCAUCGAGGCGCCCAAUGCGCUGGAAGUAAAUCAUGCUUUUACGCGGAGGAUGAGCCACCUUCUCUGCGUCAUGAAAGCAAUCCAAAAGUUCAAGAGCCUCCUGCCACCCAAAGAGGAGCGGGCGGCGAGGGGAUCGAGCCCCGGCGGCGGCGGCGGCAGCAGCAGCAACAAAACCUCGCGGCAGUCGACGGCCCAGUCCAAGACGGACAGCGAGUACGCCGAGCGCGCGGCGGCCCUGGUAGAGGCGCGCAUGAAGCUGCUCCGGACGGCGAGCGGCCACGAGGGCAGCGGGGGUCAACGCCAGCAGUCGUCGUCGUCGUCGUCGUCGCCGUCGCAGCAGGACCACCACGCCGCCGCCGGUGCCGCCGCCGACCCGCGCUCCUCGUCGGCCUCUCCGCAGCAGCCCGUCCUCCUGGGCAUCGGCACGGGCAGCCAGCACGACGACUUUGCGGCGGGGGCGCGGGCGGGGGCGCGGGCGGCCGACGACGGCGCCGUGUCCGAGUCGCCGACGGCCGUCGACUUUGACGUCUACGACCAGGCCUACGGCGCCGAGGUGCGGCGCAUCCGGUCGCAGAGCCGCAAGACGAGGAUGUACCUCACGAGGCACCUGCAGAGCAAGGACUCGUACCGCGGCGACGAGGACAUCGAGGCCGGCGGUAGCGGAGGCGGCGGCGGCGGCGGAGGAGGCGGCAAGUGGGGCACGGCGGCGGCGGUGCUGCGCGGCGACCACGACGAUGGCGAGGAGGGGAAUGGUCGGGAGGAGAAGGAAGGCGGGGAGGGCCCGCCGCCGGAGCCGCGGGAUCCCAAGGCUGCCGACUACGGCGUCGAUCCGGGCAAGGCCGUCUCGCGGAGCCACCGGUUCGCCAACCUCGUCACGCAGACGAUCAAGGACUCCAAGGCCAAGAUCACCGGCAGCGGCGGUGGCGGUGAGAGCGAGGAGAGCGAGGACAAGCCGGAGCGGGGAAGGGGAUCCGAAUAG
Messenger RNA from Thyridium curvatum, 2190 nucleotides. RefSeq lists its product as uncharacterized. Lineage: Eukaryota; Fungi; Ascomycota; Sordariomycetes; Thyridiales; Thyridiaceae. The transcript is spliced from 7 exons. Gene Ontology annotation, molecular function: ATP binding; protein serine/threonine kinase activity. The coding region runs from base 1 to 2190 and encodes 729 amino acids. Gene Ontology annotation, biological process: intracellular signal transduction; protein phosphorylation. Gene Ontology annotation, cellular component: cytoplasm. The record is from RefSeq and is a predicted model, not a curated record.